CACAUGGACAUGGAUACACUGAUAACUAAACAGAGGCACAUCUGGAAUGAUGAGUUCUGGGAGAAUCCCUGGGACCAGGGGAGCCUGGCAGUGAUCGGCUUAUUUAUCACCAUGACCCUGUUUCUCAUCUUGUUUGCUACUAUAUUUGGUUUAUACUCUCCGCUUGAGAGGCGCAACCAGUACGAAGAGUCGUGACCUGCUUUCUGGGGGCCAAGAAUGGGGCCACCUGUUAUACACGGUCAAAUCCCCAUGUACCUUCUCCUCAAAGCCCUCUCAACAGUCUGGAGUUACACUUUUUUCUAUAUGAUUGUGUAAUAAGUGCCUGUCUUCUCCCCUGGACCGAGCACCAAGAGCAGGGGAUGGGUCCCUUUGUGCUCACCGCUGUACCCUCAC
This is a messenger RNA of Rhinolophus ferrumequinum (greater horseshoe bat), 393 nucleotides long. It is a transcript of the gene ERLN, whose product is annotated as small integral membrane protein 6. The record is from RefSeq and is a predicted model, not a curated record. The coding region runs from base 4 to 195 and encodes 63 amino acids. NCBI's taxonomy places the organism in Eukaryota, Metazoa, Chordata, Mammalia, Chiroptera, Rhinolophidae. The transcript has a single exon.